CAAACUUAACCUCUCUCAACACUGUCAUUCUCCUCAUUUCUCAUUUGCUCUUUUCUUUCUUUUCUUCAACUCUCUCUCUCUCUCUCUCUUCUUCCCUUUCUAUAUUGAACAACCCUUCAACAGCAACAACAAAAAGAGAGAAAAAAAUCAGUAUCAAUAAGAUUGAUUAAUAUUAGCUAGAGAGACCAAAAAAGAUGAGUGAAUCAGCUAGAAAAUUGGUGGGUGAUGCAAACAAAACCUUAACCUUCUUCUUCUUUUAAUUAAGUUAUUGGUAAAGAGCUAGUACUACUACUAUUUACUCAUAUUCUUCAACUGAAACAACCCAAACAAAAGGGAUUUAGAUUACUAUACCCCCUUCCCACCCUUUAAUUUCAUCUUCUUUGUACUUUUUUUCUUUAGCUCUAGCUCUAGCUCUAGUCUCUAUCUCUUCUGCUUUCUAUCUAGGUGUUUCAUUGAGUUUAAUAGAUAGUUUUCCAUCAUCAUCAUCAACAGAAGCAACAAAUUUGUUUAUGUAAAAGAAGAAGAAAAGGGUUCUGAAAAGAAAAGAGACAUGGAUCAAGUAACAGCAUCAGCUCAUGGUCAUUCACUACCACCUCCUUUUCAUACAAGAGAUCUUCAUCUACAUCAUCAUCAUCAACAGCAGUUACACCAACAACACCAGCAUCAUCUCCAACAGCAACAGCAGCAGCAGCAACAGAAUUCUGAAGAUGAUGAAGGUAGCAGUGGUUUAAGAGGUAAAAAGCGUGAUCGAGGUGGCGGCGGCGACGAACAUAGCGAUGGAAAUGGACAAGAAAUGGUAUCUAUCACUGGAGAAGGAGAGAUCACAAGAAGACCAAGAGGAAGACCAGCAGGUUCAAAAAACAAACCUAAACCACCAAUCAUCAUCACAAGAGAUAGUGCGAAUGCACUCAGAGCUCAUGUCAUGGAGAUCGCAAAUGGGUGUGAUGUCGGAGAAAGUGUUGCUGCUUUUGCUAGACGGAGACAGCGGGGAGUCUGCAUUUUAAGUGGAAGUGGUACUGUCACUAAUGUUACACUAAGACAACCAGCUGCACCAGGUGCAAUUGUAACUUUACACGGCAGAUUCGAGAUCUUAUCACUAUCCGGUUCAUUCUUACCGCCACCAGCUCCGCCAUCGGCUACCGGAUUGACCAUCUAUUUAGCAGGUGGACAAGGCCAAGUAGUUGGUGGUAGUGUUGUUGGUCAACUUCUAGCAUCGGGUCCGGUUGUAAUUAUGGCUGCAUCAUUUGGUAACGCUGCUUACGAGAGGCUGCCUUUAGAAGAUGAAGAGCCUUCAUUACCAUUACAGAGCGGCGGGAUAGGAUCGCCAGGAGGUGGCGGAAUGGUUGGUCAACCACAACAACAGCCACAACAAAACCCAAACCAACAGCUUUUGCAAGAACAAAACCCAGCUUUAUUUCAUGGCUUACCACCAAACCUUCUAAAUCAAUGCAGUCAAUUACCAAAUGAAGCUUAUUGGGCGAAUACUGGUCGCCCACCUUUUUAACCUAAUUUUAACAACAAACUAUCUUUGGGUUUAUUCAUCAAAUUUUACUAUCCAUUAUCUCAUGAUCCUUAUCAUUAUCAUCACUACCUUUUCUUUAAAGAAAAAAUUGCUUCGAAAAGUACAACUUAAUUUAGCCUUGCAAAGAAUUCAAGUUGAGGAGAGAAUUUGUUGAGAAGUACUGAAAAGAGAUUAAUGGAUGAAGCUGCUAUUAUUAGAUGAUUUUUCCUUCUUUUGAAUACUAUUACUACUUCUUCGUAUGUACCGAUGUUGAAACGUUUCGUGUAUUGGGUAAUCAUUUUUUCAACAAUUCAAAGCUGCUGAAGGGAAAAUUAAGCUGCAAAAUGUCAACAACUAAUCUUGGUGAGUUUUGAUUUUAUGUGGGAAAUAUGAUAACUAGCCCCUUUUCCUCCUCAUCUUAUUUGACAAGAAAAUCGAAGGUGAAUUUGAAUAAGAGCAACAACAACAACAACAUCGAAGAAGAAGAUGAAGAAGAAGAAGAAAAGAAUGGAAGGCAUCUUAAUAAUUUCUCUCAUCUUUCUUUUUAUCUAUCUCUCAUUUUUCUAUUUAUUGUCUCAACAUUUUCUUUUCUUUUUUUCUUUUUUCUUUUUUCUUGUUGCGGCAGCUCUUUUGUAGCUAGCUUGUUUGAUAAUUCUUCUUCUUCUUCUACUUCUACUUCUCUGAUUAUCUACAUUUUCUCUGCAAAAAUCUGACGGUUUUUGGUCAUUUUCCAUAAUUUGUAGUUUGUCUGAUAGUUUUUAAAUUUUUGUACCUGAAAUUUUCAGUUUCUUUCCGUUA
This is a messenger RNA of Papaver somniferum (opium poppy), 2299 nucleotides long. RefSeq names its product AT-hook motif nuclear-localized protein 22-like. Bases 551 to 1504 code for a protein of 317 amino acids. NCBI's taxonomy places the organism in Eukaryota, Viridiplantae, Streptophyta, Magnoliopsida, Ranunculales, Papaveraceae. Gene Ontology annotation, molecular function: DNA-binding transcription factor activity; minor groove of adenine-thymine-rich DNA binding. Gene Ontology annotation, biological process: vegetative to reproductive phase transition of meristem. Gene Ontology annotation, cellular component: nucleus. The record is from RefSeq and is a predicted model, not a curated record. The transcript has a single exon.